GACCGGAGAGUUUAUGGUUCCCUCCUCAAUGCCUAUGUGAGGGCCAAGUCUAGAGAAAAAGCUGAAUCCCUGCUCAGCACCAUGAGGGAGAAAGGAUACGCCCUGCACCCGCUUCCCUUCAACGUCAUGAUGACUCUCUACAUGAACCUUAGGGAGUUCGACAAAGUCGACGCCAUGGUCUUCGAGAUGAAGCAGAAAGAUAUACGUCUCGACAUUUACUCCUACAACAUCUGGCUCUCCUCCUGCGGCUCCCUAGGAUCUGUUGAGAAAAUGGAACUAGUGUACCAGCAGAUGAAAUCAGAUGUUGCUAUUAAUCCCAACUGGACCACUUUUAGCACUAUGGCCACCAUGUACAUUAAGAUGGGCGAAACUGAUAAAGCCGAAGAUGCACUGAGGAAGGUUGAAGCAAGGAUCACUGGUCGUAAUCGCAUUCCAUAUCACUACCUCUUGAGUUUGUACGGCAGCGUUGGUAACAAGAAA
This is a messenger RNA of Camelina sativa (false flax), 480 nucleotides long. The record is from RefSeq and is a predicted model, not a curated record. Lineage: Eukaryota; Viridiplantae; Streptophyta; Magnoliopsida; Brassicales; Brassicaceae.